GCCCGCUGGUCGCCGCGCUCCGGUGCUCGGUCCCGGCUGAGAGGAGCCCCAGCGUACCUGUCAGGCGUCAGCAGCCCGCGCCUCGCCACCCAGCUGCCUCUUGUUUGCAUACGGGGCGGUCUGGCAGGAAAACAGCUUCGUGCCUGGCCGGGGGCGCUGCGGGUCGUCGGGCGCAGCCGGUGUCAGCUCGGAGGCUACCGGCGGCCCGAGUGGAUCACGCUGCUCGAGUGGAUCACGCUGCUCGCUGGUUUUCCGCCCUGCCCUCUGCAAACACUUCGGCAGGUCCCUCAGUGGCAGCUUUCUGCCUCCUUUGGCAGCCUGGGAGACCGCCCGUGGCAGCAGUGCCCACAGGCACUUUGCCAGCCUCAAGGGAAGGCAGGAUGUUCCAGUCCAUGAUGGCUGUGAUGAGAUUUUCCGUGUCUGACAACAUUACACAUUCGACUGCUCUGGUGACAGCACUGGAUAAUGUAACAACUCUGACCCCAACAACAAUGCAGGCAGUCAAUGACACCAACAUCACCGUGCCACACAAGUGCCUGUUGUUGCUCUAUGAGGACAUUGGGAAAUCCAGAGUCCGCUACUGGGAUCUUCUGCUCCUGGUUCCCAAUGUGCUUUUCUUCAUGUUUCUUCUCUGGAAGCUGCCCUCUGCCAGGGCCAAAAUCCGGGUCACUUCCAGCCCAAUCUUCACUACAUUCUACAUACUAGUAUUUGUGGUGGCUUUAGUUGGUAUUGCCCGUGCUGUUGUGUCCAUGACUGUGAGUGCCUCUGAUGCUGCCACAGUUGCUGAUAAGAUCCUGUGGGAGAUCACCAGGUUCUUCCUUCUGGCAAUUGAACUGAGUGUGGUGAUCCUAGGCCUCGCCUUUGGUCACUUGGAGAGCAAGUCAAGCGUGAAACGUGUUUUGGCAAUCACUACAGUGCUGUCCCUGGCAUAUUCUGUCACCCAGGGCACCCUGGAAAUCCUGUACCCUGAUGCCCACCUCUCAGCAGAAGACUUCAACAUUUAUGGCCAUGGAGGGAGGCACUUCUGGCUUGCAAGCUCCUGUUUCUUCUUUCUGGUCUAUUCUUUGGUGGUGAUUCUUCCAAAAACUCCUCUGAAAGACCGGAUUUCUUUGCCCUCCAGGAAGAGUUUUUAUAUUUAUGCUGGAAUCCUGGCACUGCUGAACCUGGUGCAGGGCCUGGGCAGUGCCCUCCUCUGUGUGGAUGUCAUAGAAGGACUGUGCUGUGUUGAUGCUACCACCUUCCUUUACUUCAGCUUCUUUGCACCUCUCAUCUAUGUGGCAUUCCUGAAAGGCUUCUUUGGGUCUGAACCGAAGAUCCUUUUCUCCUACAAAUGUCAAGUGGAUGAGCCUGAGGAUGUGGAUGUGCACCUACCCCACCCCUAUGCUGUUGCCAAGAAGGAAGGAAUGGAUUCUGGGUUCUACUCGAGCACUCAGAUUGACACCACAGCCUACCUGGAUGAUGUGGCUUCUAUGCCCUAUCAUGUUGGCAGCAUCAACAGCAUAGACAGUGACCGCUGGAAAGCCAUCAAUGCCUGAGGCAGCCCUACUCACUUUACACGAUGCCUCUGUUCUUUCCUUCCCAACUCCCUGACGCCACAGCUGUUAGGAUGUCUGUUGGAAAUCUGUCCUUGGCUGCCAUGGAUUUCCAAAACCUAUGAUGGAACUAAGUUGGCAGCCCAAAUCCUGUCGGAAAAAGACGUUUUCUGUUGCUACCUGUGAACAAUGUGGAACAGUUUUGUUCAUAAACUUACAAACACUGAACCUUCCUGAUCCUCUGUGUUCCAGAUGUGAAUAUGACCCAGAAGACAGGCCUGACUGGCACCUCUUCUUUAUCAAUGACUUAAAGCACUUGUCUGCCAAUUAGGGGAAUGGCAUUUAAGGAUGAGAGUGUUGAUUUGACUGCUGUAUUGUACAUACAUAGAAAGAGUUCAGUGGUUGAAACCAAAGAUGAUGUUUUGAUGGGCUUUUUCAAGUGGCAUCGUUGCCUGGGUCUUGUUGUAAUACAACAGCAUAGGUGAUGAUAGUAGUGUCUGUAGAGGGAAGCUGGUUGCUUGGGCUCAUCUCUAGUUUCAGCUAAUAUUGAUGAAAAUCAUAAAUUGCAGUUGCUAGGUGUGUUCUGAGUGUGAGAAGUAUGAAGAGGAAUGAACUGUUCUUUGUGCCCUGGGAGCAUUUUGCGAGGCUAGCAGCAUGGAUGUGAGCUGAACACUAGGGAGACAGAAGGACAGACAGCACUACUGUCUAACUGAGCUGAAGUAGCUGUGAAAAUGUCUGUGGAAGCUGUCCACCUCAGCUCACGGGAAAGUCUAAGUAACAACACUGAGUCAGGGCUGAGUUUCAAGACUAAAACCUGUGAGGUGGUAGGUGCAUUUUCCAUCUGCACCCUGCUUCAUGGCUCUGGCAGGCUCUUGCAGAGUGCUGUGAAGGAGGAAGCUGACUCUGCACAUGAAGGCUCCAGAGACGUUCAGGUGCUUGAGGCAGAGCAGAAACCCAUGAUGAGUCCGAGCUGUCGGUAUUUAGUGAGAUUUAGAAUCGAGCUGGCUGGUGCUCUCAUUAGCAAGGCAAGUGGGAGAUGAUGUGAUUCCCUGGCAGUAUUCUUCUCUUAUGUUGCAGUUCAGAUCCCCAGACUUUUGCUGGUCUGAAUAGAUGUUAUGGCUCUGUAUGUUGAAAAUACUUAUGUGCACAUGGAGCGUGGUUCAUUUAAACACUCUCUGGAAGUUCUUAUUAACCUCUUCCAUGCUGAAACAGGGACUGCUGUUGCCUGAGCUCUCUGGCAUGCAAUUUCAAGACACCUUGUUCUAAUCCAGGGACUGUUCAGCUGGUAGCUUUCAGGUUGGUUUCUGGGAUGUACUGUGCUCUCCUGGGGUGAAGAGGUGUAUUACUCUACUUUUGGGAUUGCUUUCCUACCGGAGUCCUUCAGGUAGGUAGAGAUCUGCUAUAAGCAAUAGCAGCUUUCCAUUAUAGAUGGUAGAAAGAGGGAAUUUUAAAUGUAUGGGGACUGUGUGAAUCUCUUGCCCCAACUCACUGCUGUUCCUGAAGAAUAUUGAGGUAAAAGUUUGAGAAUCAUGCAGGCUGCAGUGUGGAGGGGUUAGUUUGGAUUGUGAGAAGGUAGGGGAAAGCAUUUGCUACCAGGUGUUCCCACCAUAGGGAAAAAAGUUUGUAUAAGAACACAGAGUUCAUAUUGGUUGCCAAAACUAUGCAGACCCUUUGCUUAUCUCUUUUUGUUAAUGAGCAAUGCAGCCUCUCUGUUCUGCCUGUGGACUUUACCCUGCAGGCCUCUAAGCACUGGCACCUUGAAAACACCCCCCCCCCAACCCCACCUUUUUUUAUGUAAUUUACUUUUGAGGGGAAAAGGCUUCUGCUUGUCUAUGUGCAAGAGCUGAAUUGUCUCAUGUAUAUCAACAGCCUUUCACACUUUCCCCUCCAUGCAAUGACUAUGUCAGGGCUGGACAAACAGCUGGCCAAGUCAACCCUUCCCAUGCUUCUCCUGCCACUUGCUAUGACUUGGCCUGAGCCAAGUCUAACAGGGCUGGAUGACAUGGUGCCUGAAUUGCCCCACUGCUGCUCUUGCUGCUGCUUCCAACACUGAUCCCCAGCUGCUGUUAGAAAGUGUGGGGAAACCUGCAAUGCUUCCCUAGAGGUGGUGGGCCUUGGACAGAGCCAAGAGCUACAUAGGUCUUAAAGCAGUUGAGAAAUAAAGGAGCAAGUGCUUUUCUGUCCUGAGUAUUUGCUGACUUUCAACACCCUGAGAGGACUUACCUGUCCUCCUUGGUGGUGGGAAAAGCAGGUUAAGAAUUUGCCUUUUGAUCGGGUGAAUUCAGUGCUGAAGGAUCACCUGUGUAGGUGGUUGACAUGUCCAUCCUGUCCUUUGCUGGCAGGACUCCAGUAUUUCUGGAGUGUCCCAUGUUCUGCUGCUGAGAAGCUUCUGUGCUAGGUCAUGGACUGACCUUCCUCUUGUUGCAUUUUUAUGUAUAUAUAGUGCUUGGGGCCAUAUUCAAACUGGUCCUUGAGCAGGAGUGUGCUAUGCGUGGGGAGUGGUUAAAAAGAGAGAAAAUAUAGAAUAAAUGUAUAUUUUUGUUUGUAAAAUAAAGAAAUAAAAUUAAGUUUGGCAUAAA
This is a messenger RNA of Colius striatus (speckled mousebird), 4111 nucleotides long. It is a transcript of the gene TPRA1, whose product is annotated as transmembrane protein adipocyte associated 1. Gene Ontology annotation, molecular function: G protein-coupled receptor activity. NCBI's taxonomy places the organism in Eukaryota, Metazoa, Chordata, Aves, Coliiformes, Coliidae. The record is from RefSeq and is a predicted model, not a curated record. The transcript is spliced from 11 exons. Gene Ontology annotation, cellular component: plasma membrane. Gene Ontology annotation, biological process: G protein-coupled receptor signaling pathway. Bases 381 to 1535 code for a protein of 384 amino acids.